AUGAGUGCGGAAGAGGCAAUCGACGAGGUGCAACUGCCAGCCCGCACAGCAAUAGGAAUCUCCUUCGGCAACAGCUACAGUUCGAUCGCCUACACGUCCGAUGGCAAGGCCGAAGUAAUCGCCAAUGAAGAAGGGGAUCGACAGAUCCCUUCCAUCCUCUCCUACGUUUCUGGAGAGGAAUUUCAAGGCACACAAGCAAAAACUCAGAUCAUACGAAACCCACGCAACACAAUCGCCUACUUCCGUGAUCUUCUGGGCAAAGGUUUCAAGGAUAUUGAUCCGACGCCUUGUCAUGCCAGUGCGCACCCGGUCGAGCACGAUGGCGGGAAGACGGUAGCCUUUGUGGUGCAGGAGAAGGCUGCGGAGGAGGAGAGCGAGAAGGAGGCGGAGAAGAGCACGUUGAGUGUGUCUGAGGUCACCACACGCCAUAUCCGACGAUUACGGCAGUCUGCUUCUGAUUACUUGGGUAAAGAUGUGACGGCGGCCGUUGUCACGAUACCUUCUGAUUACAAUGAUGUGAACAAGGCUGCUCUCACCGAGGCGGCGUCAAACGCUGGUAUUGAGAUUCUGCAAUUCAUUCCAGAGCCGGUCUCCGCCCUACUAGGCUAUGACGCAAAGCAGUCGCUGACGGAGACGAGUUCUUCGCCAAGCGACAAGGUGGUUCUGGUUGCGGAUCUGGGAGGGACACGAUCAGACGUCGCCGUGGUAGCAAGCAGAGGCGGUAUCUACACCACCUUGGCUACAGCACACGAUUAUGAGCUGGGAGGCAGCAGUUUGGACAAAGUUCUCAUCGAGUACGCAGCCAAGGAGUUCAUGAAGAAGAACAAGAAAGCUUCAGACCCGAGAGAGAACGAGCGCAGCUUAGCGAAGCUUACUCUCGAGGCCGAGGCCGUCAAGAAGGCAUUGAGCUUAGGCGGGAGCGCAUCCUUCAGCAUCGAGAGCCUAGCAGAUGGUCACGACUUCAGCCUAUCAGUCAACCGGACACGAUUCGAGCUCUUAGCGAAUAAGGUCCUGAUGAGUUUCACCCGCUUGAUUGAAGCAGCUGUGCAAAAGGCCGAUCUCGACAUCCUCGAUAUCGACGAAGUUCUGCUUUCUGGCGGAACAAGCCACACACCAAAGAUUGCGAGCAAUCUUCAAAGCCACUUCCCUGAGAGCACUGUCGUAAUCGCACCAAGCACAUCCUCUACCGCCAUCAAUCCGUCCGAACUCACAGUCCGCGGUGCAGCUAUUCAAGCAAGUCUAAUUAAUGGUUUCGAAGUCCCGGAGAUCCGAUCGAGUACCGAGGCCGUGGUGACAGUGACACCUCACCUCCACCACGCCAUCGGUCUCGUGACGGGAGAAGGCAGCAAUGGCUUUGCUGUAUUGGUCAACGCCGAGACCCCAGUCCCUGUACGAAGAACAGCCCAGAUCUCCGUCAAGGCAGGCGGUGACGUAAUUCUCCGUCUUGCUGAAGGUGUGAGGGACAUUAAGGUCAGUAAAGAAGAGAAGCCCGCCACCAACGGCAACAAGCAUGAUGAUGAGGAUGAUGAGGAUGACUCGGACGACGAGCCAGAGGAGGUCCGGGAGAAGGUCUGGAAGGCGGGUAAGAUCUUAGCGGAAGCUGGAUUGAGGGGCGUGAAGAAAGGUGGCAAAGUGGAGGUCCAGGUUAAUGUUGCUCAAGACUUGGGCGUGACGAUUGUGUGUAGAGAGGUCGGCGGUAAGGGUGGUGUGCGCGGUGUUCUUGACGCUGGGAGGGCGGAGGCGAACGGAUCUGCGUAG
This is a messenger RNA of Recurvomyces mirabilis, 1758 nucleotides long. RefSeq names its product Hsp70 protein that interacts with Zuo1p (gene SSZ1). The coding region runs from base 1 to 1758 and encodes 585 amino acids. Gene Ontology annotation, biological process: protein folding. Gene Ontology annotation, molecular function: ATP binding; ATP-dependent protein folding chaperone. The transcript has a single exon. The record is from RefSeq and is a predicted model, not a curated record. Gene Ontology annotation, cellular component: cytosol; nucleus. NCBI's taxonomy places the organism in Eukaryota, Fungi, Ascomycota, Dothideomycetes, Mycosphaerellales, Teratosphaeriaceae.